AUGAAAAAGCACAAUAAGAUGGGUAUGUGGUGUCUACAUGAAGCAGGUGAAAAUUACGCUUCUAAUGAGGAAUUUGUUUUUACUGUGCAAAUGGUUGCUACAAAAAGCAGAGCAUUAAGACGGGAACAACCCUUCAAAACUUUCGUCUACCUGUUUUCAUCCAAUUAA
Messenger RNA from Vairimorpha ceranae, 168 nucleotides. RefSeq lists its product as hypothetical. The record is from RefSeq and is a predicted model, not a curated record. Lineage: Eukaryota; Fungi; Microsporidia; Nosematidae. The coding region runs from base 1 to 168 and encodes 55 amino acids. The transcript has a single exon.